Messenger RNA from Bursaphelenchus okinawaensis, 1557 nucleotides. Lineage: Eukaryota; Metazoa; Nematoda; Chromadorea; Rhabditida; Aphelenchoididae. The record is from the annotation of a GenBank genome assembly.
AUGGGCAGAUUCCAUGGUAAAACAGUAAUUGUCACAGGCUCAAGCUCAGGAAUUGGACAAGCUAUAGCACUUGCUUUUGGUAAAGAAGGCGCAAAUAUUGUUGUGCAUGGUCAGAGGGAGGAGAAAAUUAAGGUAAAAAUAAUUUUUAAGAGUUUUUUUGUUUUAAUAUAAACAAAUUCAGAAUUUUUUUAAAUUUCGAAAAUUUUUUGGCUUAAGCUAUAAAAAAUGCCUUUUCAGGAAACUCUAGACCAACUACAAUCAUAUGGAGUCAAUAGUGACAGAUAUUUGGUGGUAAAAGGCCCGAUUCAAGAAGAUGACACUCAAGACCGGUUGAUAAGUGAAACUUUGGACAAGUUUGGCCAAAUCGAUGUUUUGGUCAAUAAUGCUGGAAUUGCUCAUCAUCCAGAUGAAAAAGAUGCCAAUUCAGUCAAGAGCUUAGACUACAUCUAUCAAGUCAAUUUUAGAAGGUAAGUCAAUGGCGUUUUGCACUGUGCCAUCAAUUUUUGGGACUGCACAGCGUUUAUCGAUUACACGAGCGGUAUUAAAAAUAUUUGACUAAAUUUAGUUUUAAAUAUGAAAAAUGGUUUAAAGGACCAGUUUGGAUAAGUCUUUUGUCAGGCUUUUCUGCAACAGAUCAGGCAAUCAGGGAAGCGCGAACUUUUUUGGCGCAAAACGUGAGCGAGUCGAUUUGGAAUAAAGGAAAUCAUUUAUCCAGUGUACCCGCUGACGUUUGGCGCGAAAAAAGUUCAACAGCCAAAACGAAAAAUCUUUGCGACAAAAGAAGUUAUCCGGACUGGUCCUUUAAAACUACGAAAUGGCGAAAACUUUCAUUACAAGCCAAAAAAAAUUGCAAGAACUUUGCUUACAAGGCACAAAAAGACGAAAAAUAUUAUUCAGCGUAUAACUUGUCUUUUGCAGCCUGCACAAAACUUAACUUUAAAUAUUUUUAAAAGAAGCAGCAACAACUUUCUUUACAAGGUAAUAUAUGACAUGAAAUUUUAUUAGAAAAACAAAAUAUGCAAGAACUUUCUUUACAAAACAAAAAAUGGCAAAAACUUAGUUUACAAAACAAAAAUGGCUAGAACUUUCUUUACAAGUCAAAUUGUAUUGACUUUUAGUAUCUACACAUUAACUCCAAAAAUAAUCUCACACCUAUCCAAAACCAAGGGUAAUAUCAUCAACAUAUCGUCGAUUUACUCUAAUCGACUGUCCACUACAGCUCUACCGUAUUCUGUAAUGAAAGCAGCGCUAGACCACUAUACCAAAGGCGCAGCAUUACAGUAUGCCAAAGAUGGAGUGAGAAUUAAUAUUGUAGCGCCAGGUUUCGUACCUACAGACUUUAGAGUACGUCAUGGUAUGUCGACAGAUCAAUUUCAAGAAACUUAUCAACGCGCUUGUGAUAAUUUGGUACCUAUGAAAAGACUGGGUGAGGCUGAUGAAAUAGCAAGAACGGUUUUGUUUUUGGCUAGCGAUGAGGCUAGCUACACUACUGGGGCUUACCUUAAUGUAGAUGGUGGUCUGUUGGCUGGUGUUCCUGUUGAGAUUUGGUUUAAAUGA